AUGACCGCCGCCCUGACCGUCUACUCGGCCACUUUCAUGCGCUACUCGCUCGCCGUCACUCCCCAAAACUACCUGCUGUUUGCUUGCCACUUCAUCAACGAGUGCUCGCAGCUGACGCAGGGCUACCGCUUCGUCAACUGGCACUACUGGGGCGGCAAGGAGAAGGCCGCCCAGGGCGCCCUUGCCGACGUCAAGGACAAGGUUGUCGAGGCUGGCGAGAAGGUCCAGGCUGCUGUCUCGAAAUAA
This is a messenger RNA of Pestalotiopsis fici W106-1, 246 nucleotides long. RefSeq lists its product as uncharacterized. Gene Ontology annotation, cellular component: mitochondrial inner membrane. Lineage: Eukaryota; Fungi; Ascomycota; Sordariomycetes; Amphisphaeriales; Sporocadaceae. The coding region runs from base 1 to 246 and encodes 81 amino acids. Gene Ontology annotation, biological process: pyruvate import into mitochondria. The record is from RefSeq and is a predicted model, not a curated record. The transcript has a single exon.